Molecule: messenger RNA, 2151 nt
Organism: Oncorhynchus kisutch (coho salmon)
Lineage: Eukaryota; Metazoa; Chordata; Actinopteri; Salmoniformes; Salmonidae
Product: RIMS-binding protein 2
Exons: 5
Coding region: 299-934 (211 amino acids)
Biological process (GO): neuromuscular synaptic transmission
Molecular function (GO): protein binding
Source: RefSeq, a predicted model, not a curated record
GUGUCCCAUAGGUAGAGAGGGUUGGGAUGAGAAUGUUAUCCACUUUCCUCAAAGAGGAUUACAGCCUCAGGCAGCUUAGCUUCAUAAAGGGUGAGGGUAAGGAGAGUGCUGUUGUCUCCAGCAGCCAUCUGUCUGCCCAGUGUAGAGCUGAGAGGGGUUGCUCUCAUUGAAGUGAAGAGGGACUUUAGAAUCUCUUGGAGGACAGUGGAAGUUGAUAAAAAAUGCUUUUUUAUUGUUAAAACCAACACAUUCUGGCCCUUAACUGUCAUCAGGGUUGCUCUCACUCACAUAAGAGCUGAUGGAUGGGAUGCUAGGAGUGGAUGUGUUUCUUUACCCUGAUGGACUGAGAAUUGCUACACCAGAGGAUAUUAGGCAAUGGGAGCUGGAGACCGCCAGCCAGGUGUCCAGCCAGGUGUCUCAGGAACCCCCCGUCCGACUCUUUGUGGCUCUUUUCCCAUACAACCCUGCUGCGAUGUCCCCAAACCCUGAGACCGCUGCGGAGGAGCUCCCUUUUGUGCCAGGACAGAUCAUCAAGGUGUUUGGAGAUAAAGACGAUGAUGGUUUCUACCACGGGGAGUCUGGUGGUCUGUCUGGUGUCGUGCCUAGUAACAUGGUAUCUGAGAUCCCAGUGGACGAUGACUACCUCAAGCAUCAGCUCAUGCAGCAGGGUUUCCUGCCUGUCGACCACACAGAUCCCAGUGAGGAGUCCAGCGUGCUAGAUGACUUGGUCGUCCGCAGGAUGGUGGCCAUCUUUGAGUAUGACCCUUGGGAAAGUUCCCCCAACAUGGACAGCGACGCUGAGCUCGCCUUCCGUGCAGGGGACAUAAUAUAUGUGUUUGGUGAUAUGGAUGAAGAUGGAUUCUAUUAUGGGGACCUUCAUGGGCUGAGAGGUCUGGUGCCAUCCAACUACCUGGAACCACUACCAUGGGAAUAGGAUUAACAAGGAGCAUCCGAUACAUGAGAUUAUGCCAAGAAUCAGAAUCAGAUACAAUGAACAAAAAAACUUUUUCAAGGAUAUCUGAAUGGAUAUUACUGUGUCAAAGAUCAAGAUUUUGUCAUGUUUUUUCUUCUGCAUAAGUACAUGUGACCACAGAAAUCUCCUCGAGGAUUUGUAAUGAUCAUGGAAUAGGGUUUUUAUGAACCGUGUGCAGGCUAUCACGCACAGUAACGCAGUAGACAGAUUUGGCUCUGUCCAAAUAAAUCCUAUGAACUAUAAACCUUUUGUUGGACAUUUUAAGGUGCAGUAAGAUUGGCCAAAAUAAUGACAUCAUGGUUAUCGUAUUACAUAAUGCUUUGUCAACAGCUAGGGUAUUGUAGCCUUAAAAAUAUGAUUUUUAUUCUCACUUUGCUGAUGGGGAUGUAUGUUGUAGUUAUGCCUAUAUUUGCCUUACUACAUCUUUCGGUUUAGGAAGUAUCCAUGCACAUUUUAUAGUGAAGGCUGUGAGAAAUCUUUCCUGUUAGAGAUAUUAUUUUCUUCCUUAGUAGUAUGCACAAUUGCUUUUUUUUUAAAUGUUGGUAAAUACCAACUGAGAUUCUGAUGGGAACAUUGAGCACGUUGAAAGAAGAUAUCUAUGCAGAAUUUAGCAGUACUAUUAAACUGUUCAUUUUCUGAAAAUCUGUUUCGUACACUUGUUCCUCAUGUUAGUGGGUUUAGAAUUAUACAAUGCAGGAUCUUCAUCAAAACCAGAUGCUGAACACUGAAACAAUUGUAACUGUACAACCACUUUUACUAUAAACUGCACUGUGAUUGUUAUACAAAUAUCUACAAUAGUAGAAUGACUAUAAACCAUGGAAAGCAAGAAAAACAAUUAAUUUAUUUUCAUUAGUACAAUAUUGCAAUCAAAUCUACUUUUAUUUGAGAAACAUGACUGAAUAGUUAAUGGGAACUUAACAUUUAUUCAUAGGACUGCAUUUCUAGUACAAAAAUGUAAUACAACUUAAAAAUAGACCAUGGUCUCCAAGCUUUUCAGAAUCGUUCAUUGAUGUCAAUGGAGUCCUUGUAGUAUUUUCCUCCGUAGCCAACAGUACAGUCAUCCAUAAAGUAGGAAACACUACACUGUGCAGAGGAGUUUAGUAGUACUCUCUACUUUAUGGAUGACUGCACUGUACAUCAGUAUCUUCUCGUUGCUGUGGCAGCUUCGUGUUUGGUUC